UAACGAGACUGAGCCAAUUUCAAGAUGGCGGCUUUCAGGUCCGUUUUCAGACUUUGUCUGCGACCACAAUUUUGUCGUUUUCAAACUUUUCCGCGUCAGUUUUCGGCAAGUUCAAGAUGCUUUGCUGUGACGGAAAAAGUAACACAUACUGGGCAGGCCUUCGAUGAGGGAGACUACAGAAAACUGAGAUACGUUGACAGGGAAAAGGAGCUAAAUGAGAAAUUUGCCAUUGAUCUUGUUGAUGAAGAGCCACCCAAGGAGGUUGAGGCAACCAGUGUCUGGUGCGAUGGAGGCGACCCGUCAACUGGUCAUCCCAGAGUCUACAUCAACCUAGAUAUACCAGGCCCCCAUGCUUGCGGCUACUGUGGUUUGCGAUAUGUCCACAAGGCACACUGACAACCAGUAUUUGUUUUUUGUUUUUUAGCACACCUGUAUACAUAAUUCAGGACAAUUUGUCACAAUAACAUGCCAACCUUUUUUGUGAAAACAUGAUUCAUUUGUAGUGAUGAUAAUAGGAAUUAUUUAAAAGAAAUGUGGCCAUAGUUUAGUGGUAUACUUGUUUACUCUUUCUAAAGAAAACAAAAGAGGGUUUUGUUUUCAACUUUUGCACCACUGAGAAAAGUUUACCAUCCAUUUGUCGAUGCAUGCAAGAGUUUAGAGUGUGUCGGAUAUAAAAUAAAGAAGUUUGAAUGCUUUGAAGUGACAAA
Messenger RNA from Patiria miniata (bat star), 707 nucleotides. It is a transcript of the gene ndufs6, whose product is annotated as NADH dehydrogenase [ubiquinone] iron-sulfur protein 6, mitochondrial-like. The coding region runs from base 25 to 396 and encodes 123 amino acids. Gene Ontology annotation, biological process: mitochondrial electron transport, NADH to ubiquinone. The record is from RefSeq and is a predicted model, not a curated record. The transcript has 4 exons. NCBI's taxonomy places the organism in Eukaryota, Metazoa, Echinodermata, Asteroidea, Valvatida, Asterinidae.